Messenger RNA from Magnolia sinica, 2364 nucleotides. RefSeq names its product cucumisin-like. The transcript is spliced from 9 exons. The record is from RefSeq and is a predicted model, not a curated record. Bases 145 to 2364 code for a protein of 739 amino acids. Gene Ontology annotation, biological process: proteolysis. Gene Ontology annotation, molecular function: serine-type endopeptidase activity. NCBI's taxonomy places the organism in Eukaryota, Viridiplantae, Streptophyta, Magnoliopsida, Magnoliales, Magnoliaceae.
GAGGGUACAUUUUAUUAUUAUUAUUUUUUUGACCAAAAUGAUAUCAGCUUAAAGAUGGGUAGAUUUUACUCUUUAAUUUUAGAAGCUAAAUUUUCUUUAUUUUUUCAUUUUUUAUAUACGUCGGUGUAGGUUUAUAUUGUAUAUAUGGGCGCACUGCCAAAGGAUUAUGAGUAUUCGGAAAAUGAAAUAUCACUGGAAUCACUCCAUCAUAGCAUUCUGGAAGAAGUUCUAGAGGGCAGCUCAGCAAAAGAGUCCAUAAUCUACAGCUAUAAAAAGAGUUUCAAUGGAUUUGCAGCGAGGCUCACCGAGCAAGAGAAACAAAAGAUAGCUGGCAUGGAAGGCAUAGUAUCAGUGUUUCCAAGCAAAACUCACAAGCUUCACACCACAAGAUCAUGGAAUUUCAUGGGCUUCUCUGAAAUGGUGAGAAGACAGCCAGACGUCGAGAGCGACAUCAUCAUUGGUAUGCUAGACAGUGGAAUUUGGCCGGAAUCAGACAGCUUCAACGACGAGGGAAUGGGGCCCCCUCCAAGUAAAUGGAAGGGAUUUUGCGUAAGCAUCAGUUGCAACAAUAAGAUCAUCGGCGCUCGCUUCUACAAACAUGGCAGUAUUUACCCUGAUGGGGAGGACCAUUCACCCCGUGACACAAAAGGACAUGGGACCCACACCUCAUCGACGGCUGCCGGACGUGAAGUGAGGAAUGCGAACUUCUUCCAUUUGGCAAGAGGAACGGCCCGCGGCGCAGUUCCAUCUGCGAGGCUCGCAGUCUACAAAGUGUGCUGGGGCAAUGGGUGUGCAGAUGCAGACAUCUUCGCUGCAUUUGAUGAUGCGAUCCACGACGGUGUCGACCUCAUAUCUGUAUCUAUUGGGGGAAUGAGUGCCCUCCCUUAUUUCCGAGACACUUUGUCCAUCGGCUCAUUCCAUGCCAUGAAGAAUGGGAUCUUUGUGUCCAUGUCCGCCGGGAAUGGUGGGCCCGAGAGCUUUAGUGCAACCAACGUUGCACCUUGGAUUUUGUCUGUAGGGGCUAGCUCCAUUGAUCGACGAUUCACAACAAAGCUGACGCUCGGAAAUCAAAGGUCCAUUGUGGGAGUUUCCGUCAACACUUUCGCCACCGAAAAAACGUUCGGUCCCUUCAUAUUUGGAGCUGACGCAGCGAAUUCAUUCGAUUCUUAUACUCUAGAGGAUGCAGAUUUUUUUUUCAGUUCAUGUUCUCUUGGAACUUUGGAUCCCAAGAAAGUGAAAGGGAAGAUUGUUUACUGCAACACCGAUAGGUCGGAAGGCGAGGGGCCAUAUGAAGCUGGGGCCCGCGGAUCUGUUAUGAUAGCAGACGGUGAAACUGAUUCUGCGUUCUCUUAUGUUCUACCGAAUCUUGUACUCACCACUGCUGCAGGAAAAGAGGUUUCUGAGUACCUGAACAAGACCAGAAAUCCAGUGGCUAGGAUUCACAAAAGUGGAGCAACCUUUGAUCGAAAGGCCCCCCAAGUCGUUUCAUUCUCUUCCAGAGGACCCAACUCCAUCACGCCAGACGUUCUUAAGCCAGAUAUAACUGCUCCCGGGGUCGAUAUCUUGGCUGCAUGGUCACCAAAAGGCUCAAUUACGGGGUACGAGGGUGAUACACGACAAUCUGAGUAUAACAUCAUUUCCGGCACAUCCAUGGCUUGCCCUCACGCAACCGGUGCAGCCGCCUAUGUCAAAUCAUUUAACCCGUCAUGGUCUCCGGCAGCCAUUAAGUCAGCUCUUAUGACAACAGCUUUUCCCAUGGAUUACUCCGGCAGUCUAGAUCAUGAAUUCAGUUACGGUGCGGGCCAUAUCAACCCUAAGAGAGCAGUAAAUCCCGGUUUAGUGUACGAUGCCACUGAAGCUGACUACAUUCAAAUGCUAUGCAACCAAGGCUACGACGCAAUGCAUCUUCUGCUCAUAACAGGAGAAAGCACCAACUGCCCCAAUGCCACUCUUGGAUUUUCCAGUGAUCUCAACUAUCCAUCGAUGGCUUCUGCAAUCCUGGAACCGACGUAUUUCACAAGGACAUUCCCACGGACGGUCACAAACGUUGGCCCACCAAAUUCCAAGUAUAAGGCGACAAUCAAAUCUAACCAUCGGGUGAACAUCACCGUCGAACCCAGUGUUCUACAUUUCAAGUCAGUCUAUGAGAAGCUCAGCUUUACGGUGACAGUGAUGCUCUUAGGCGAGCCAUUGGAUAAUUUGAAUAUCCUCCCUUCUUCGCUAGUGUGGUCUGAUGGGAAACAUAGAGUUAGAAGUCCCAUAGUUGUGUAUUCAUACUAUGAGUCUGAAUUACCAUCGGAUGGGAAACAUACAGUUAGAAGGCCCAUGUAUUCAGAGCCGCCAGUGCCAGCGCUGUCUCCUUGA